Molecule: messenger RNA, 3068 nt
Organism: Pelodiscus sinensis (Chinese soft-shelled turtle)
Lineage: Eukaryota; Metazoa; Chordata; Testudines; Trionychidae
Source: RefSeq, a predicted model, not a curated record
CUCGCUGGGAGCAUGUGGUGAGAGGAUGGGGCGUCCUGCCGCGGGCGGCUCACUAUGGCCAGGGAGGACUCGGUGAGGUGCCUGCGCUGCCUGCUUUAUGCCCUCAACCUGCUCUUCUGGCUGAUGUCCAUCAGUGUGUUGGGUGUUUCUGCUUGGAUGAGGGACUACCUAAACAAUGUCCUUACUUUAACUGCAGAAACAAGGGUGGAGGAGGCUGUCAUUUUGACUUAUUUUCCCGUGGUGCAUCCAGUCAUGAUUGCUGUCUGCUGUUUCCUUAUCAUUGUUGGGAUGUUGGGGUAUUGUGGAACAGUGAAAAGAAACCUCUUGCUUCUUGUAUGGUAUUUUGGAAGUUUGCUUGUGAUAUUCUGUGUUGAAUUGGCCUGUGGAGUUUGGACCUAUGAGCAGGAAAUUACGAUCCCAGUACAAUGGUCAGAUAUGGUCACUUUAAAAGCCAGAAUGACCAACUAUGGCGUACCUAGAUACCAGUGGCUUACCCAUGCUUGGAAUUUUUUUCAGAGGGAGUUUAAGUGCUGUGGAGUGGUAUAUUUUACAGAUUGGCUGGAAAUGACAGAAAUGGACUGGCCUCCUGAUUCCUGUUGUGUUAGAGAGUUCCCAGGAUGCUCCAAGCAGGCACAUCAUGAAGACCUUAGUGAUCUUUAUCAAGAGGGUUGUGGUAAAAAAAUGUACACUUUCUUAAGAGGAACGAAACAAUUGCAAGUGCUGCGAUUUCUAGGAAUUUCUAUUGGAGUUACACAGAUUCUAGCUAUGAUCCUCACUGUUACUUUGCUGUGGGCGCUAUAUUAUGACAGAAGGGAUCCUGGGACAGAUCAAAUGAUGUCCUUGAAGAAUGACACCUCCCAACAUCUGUCAUGUCAUUCAGUGGAGCUGCUGAAACCAAGCCUGACAAGGAUCUUUGAACAUACUUCCAUGACAGACAGCUUUAACACACGUUUUGAAAUGGAGGAAUUAUAGGUGAUAUAAAUGAAUGUGGGAAGUUGCUAAGUUCCAGGGCUUUUGGUUUUUUUUUGUUUCCCCUUCCCCUCUUCUCCCCCCACGCUGUCUCCUUCAUUUCUGAGUACACUGUUCUAUUUCAGAAAAUCUCUAAUGAACAGAAAUGGAGAUACCUCCGUGGAAGGACAGUUAAUGCACAGCAUAGAAGACACUGAUAUCUACUACACAGGUAGAUAGACACUUCUAAUGACACUUUAAAAAAAGAAAGCAUCAUAGAGAGUAGAAAGAUAAUGGUCUUCCAUAAAAGUGCCUGCAUUUGAGAGGCAAACAAAAUUGAUUUUUGAACACAUAUCUACUAAGCCAUUGGAAAAAUGUUCAGGGAUAUAUGUGGAUAUAAGUGUGUGUGUGUGUGUGUGUGUGUGUGUGUGUGUGUGUGUGUGUGUAAUAUAUAUGUAGUAGAACUACAAUUCAAGUAAAUGCUUGGGUUUAAAAAUUGCAGCAUCUGUAAAAAGUAAAAUUAUCUUUUCCUUUUGCCUAUUUUUAAUAGCAUGUUUAUGUUUUUCAUUUAAAGAUUUUUCUAAAAACCUCUAUUUUUAUCCAGAGGAUUGUUUAAUUUUUAAAUUAAAAACAAAUUAAAUGGAGGUUUUAAAAACCAUGAAUAUGAUCAGUAUACUGAUCAUUUAUUAGUCUAAAUGUGACCUAACUUCUAGAAAAAAAAUUGUAAACUGUAUGUUCUUUGAACUGGACUUAUUUAGUAUAAAUAAAACAUACUUUCUUUCCAAACGAGGGAUCAGUGUGAGAGUAGCAAAUCUUUAUAGAUUACUGCUCUUUCUCCUACUUCUUUCUCCACUCCAGAUAAAAAUGAAAGUCUAUAAGGAAAACAAAUACCUACUGGUUUAUUGUUCUGGAUGCAACUGCAAUAAAUUUGAAAUGUCAGAGAACAGAAGAAGAAAUUUAACUCUAGCCUUUUUUUUCAUUGAAAGGCCUCUGGUGACUCAAAUUGCCACAUGGCAAUAGAGUUAAAAUGUAUUUAUUGAGGUGGGAAAAGUGCAUUUUACUGUAUUUUUAUGUAAAUUUUUAUUUCAAAAGAUUAUUUUUUACAGUCAUACAAUUUUUUGAAAAAUGUUUUAUUUCAAUAAUAGUCGUUUGCCACAUGUGGGGUUUUUACACAGUAUUUCCUCCUGGUUUGGAACUGUGUAGAAAAAAAAUCAGUUGUCCAAUGGCAGCCAAUAAAAUCACUACUGUCCAGAAUUUUGUGGUGUGUUUUUAAGGGUGAAAAGAAUGGAUGUAAUUCAACAUUUAAAAGACUCCAUGUGAAACGUCCUUACUUCUGUCAAAUUGUCACUAUUGUAUAUUUUUUAAAUGUAGGAAUUAGCUGUGAAUUUCACUGGUUUUUAACCUUUUAAUUAAAGUUUCAGGUGACUAUGAAGCUAGGGAGCUAGUUCAGAGUUUAACCUUUCUUUAGUGAUCUGUGUGCAUACUUAAUUCCCCUGCAGGCAUCACUCUGUGCUGAAGCUCCUGCUGUUGGCUCUCCCAAACCAAAUUACAUUGUAGCUUUUGGACUCUACUUUCAGAGUGAUCAUGUUUAUAUGGGAAGAUAUUGCUGGGGAAGGGGAAUUUAGUGGUUUGGGAAUGUCACUGUGAUGCAAGCCCACUCCCACUUGUCCCACUGCAUCAGUAAAGGUUUCCUAUGGACAAAUCUGUCAUUACUAAGGGCGGUGGAAGACUGUUGUGCGCUCCUGGAAAGAGGAUGUCAGAUCAGUUGUCCAAGAAAUGAUGCUCUAAGAAUAGUUCUCCCUUUUACUCAGUCUUUUAUUCCCUGCUUCUCUUGCCACCAUACCCUCUGUCAUGUCCUGUUACUUUAUAACAGGGGCCACUCCAAGAUUUUGGAAAGUGGGCAAGGGCCACACUUUUCUGUGGAGGAAGUGCAGGGUCCAGGAUGGAGGCUGGUGCAGAAGGGCUCAUAGAGUAAGAAACUGGGCUGCGGGAGAUGAUGUGAGGUCUAAGACGGAGUUUGCCUGAAAGAGAGGAUUGUGACCUGGGUCAAGGGAAUGGGGUGCAGAGUCUGGGCAGGAGUAUGGGUGCAGGAGAGGAUUCUGCACUAGGGGAGGGUUGUA